ACUGAGCAGCCUUGCCCCAGUUUUUGCAGCUGGUCCUUUUCUGACCGAAAGCGCUUUGCAAUUGCCGCGAAGACUACAUGUUGCCUCUUGCCAAAGUUGGCAGUUUCCGCCUUCUUUGAGGGGCCGACCGCAGCAUUGACAGGGGCAAUCGCGGCUUAAUUGCGACAGAGUCCUUGUGUGAUUGGUGGGCAUCGGCUGACCAGCAACUGUGCUGGCAUCGGGUCCCGCUGUGUCUUUUCAGCUGGCUUUUUCUGUCUUCUGACCGCACAUCUACCUGGUGUGUACAUUACGGACCGGGGCUGCAAAAGAUGAGGGGAGUGAUGCCAAGUGCACUGAGCAGCCUCACGCCGUGUCUUCCGAUCCCGAGGCGACUGAGUACUUCGGUUGGAGGCGCUUCUGUGCUUCAGACUGGCUGAGCCGGUCCUUUUCUGGCCGAAAGUGCUGUGCAACGGCCAAGAGGUCUUCAUUUUGCCCCUCACCAAGUUGGCAGUUUCUAGUUCCAUUGAGGGGCCAAUCACAGCAUUCACAAGGACAAUUGCUGCUUGCGACAGAGUCCAUAGUACCUUGGCUUGCGUUUUGCUCGUCGCGCGAUUUGUGGGCAGCGGCUGACCAGCAACUGGCCAGGCAACGGGUCCCACAGUGCCUUUUCAGCUGCCACUUCCCGUCUUCUGACCGCACAUCUACGUAUAUGACCGGGGACCGUGUCUUCUGCCACUUCCCGUCUUCUGACCGCACAUCUACGUAUAUGACCGGGGACGCAAAUGAUGAGGGGAAUGACGGCAAUCGCUCUGAGCAGCCUCGCCCCAUUCGCGGACUGAGCUUGUCCGUUUCUUGCCAAAAGCGCUUUGAAUCGUCCAAGAAGGCUUCAAUUUGCCUCUCCCCAAGUUGGCAGUUUCCACUUCCUUCGAGGGCCGAUUGCAACAUUCACGAGGCAAUGGCGGCUUGCGACAGAGUCUCCAGUACCUUGGGCUUGCUUUGUUCGCUUGAUGUGUGCGUUUUGUGCAGCUCCAGCAAUUGGGCGCUGUACUGCACCGUGUCCUGCAGUGUGUCUUCUGACCGCACAGCUACCUGGUGUGUGUACAUGAUUGGGGCUGCAGAAAGAUGAGGGAGUGACUGCAGGUGCACCGAGCAGCCACCCCCUGUGUUUCGGAUCGGACAAGGAGGGCGCACGCUAGUGUCUAGUAUAUUAACGCCCGAUCUCCGGCUUUCAGAACCAUUGCGCAUGAGCACUUCGGUGGGUGCCGGGACAAUCGCAGCUUGCGACAGAGUCCAUACUACCCUGGCUCGCGUUUUGUCGUGCGAUUUGUGGGCGGCGGCCGACCAGUAACUGGGCAGGCAAUGAGUCCUGAUUGCCUUUUCAGUUGGCGCUUCCUGUGUUCUUACCGCGCAUCUGCCGGGUGUGCAAAAGUGACCGGGGCAGCAAGAAGAUCAGGGGAGACAGCAGUGCAAUCAAUGAGCAGCCUUGCCCCAUUAUGUGCGGAUCGCUGAAGGAGGGUGGGAGGCGCUUCCGUCGUUGAGACUGAGCUGGCCUUUUUGUGCAAAGUGCCUAGUAACUGCCAAGAAGCCUUGAUUUCGCCUCUGGCCGAAUUCGCAGUUUCUGCUUCUUUUGAGGGGCCGAUCGCAGUAUUCGCAAAGGCGAUCGCAGCUUGCGGCAACUGUUGUGACCGAAGCCGCAGUACCAUCGCUUAUGUUUUUUGGCUUCGUGUGCGAAUUUCUUGGCAGCGGCUGACAAGCAACUGGGCACUGUGUACACAGAUGAGGGGAGUGAGGACACGUGCACUGAGCAGCCUUGCCCCAGUUUAUGCAGCUGGUCCUUUUUUGACCGAAAGCGUUUUGCAACUGCUGCGAAGACUACAUGUUGCCUCUUGCCAAAGUUGGCAGUUUCCGCCUUCUUUGAGGGGCCGACCGCAGCAUUGACAGGGGCAAUCGCGGCUUAAUUGCGACAGAGCCCUUGUGUGAUUGGUGGGCAUCGGCUGACCAGCAACUGUGCUGGCAUCGGGUCCCGCUGUGUCUUUUCAGCUGGCUUUUUCUGUCUUCUGACUGCACAUCUACCUGGUGUGUACAUUACUGAUCGGGUCUGCAAAAGAUGAGGGGAGUGAUGCCAAGUGCACUGAGCAGCCUCACGCCGUGUCUUCCGAUCCCGAGGCGACUGAGUACUUCGGUUGGAGGCGCUUCUGUGCUUCAGACUGGCUAGCCGGUCCUUUUCUGGCCGAAAGUGCUGUGCAACGGCCAAGAGGUCUUCAUUUUGCCCCUCACCAAGUUGGCAGUUUCUAGUUCCAUUGAGGGGCCAAUCACAGCAUUCACAAGGACAAUUGCUGCUUGCGACAGAGUCCAUAGUACCUUGGCUUGCAUUUUGCUCGUCGUGCGAUUUGUGGGCAGCGGCUGACCAGCAACUGGCCAGGCAACGGGUCCCACAGUGCCUUUUCAGCUGCCACUUCCCGUCUUCUGACCGCACAUCUACGCAUAUGACCGGGGACGCAAAUGAUGAGGGAAUGACGGCAAUCGCAUCGAAGCAGCCUCGCCCCAUUCGCGGACUGAGCUUGUCCGUUUCUUGCCAAAAGCGCUUUGAAUCGUCCAAGAAGGCUUCAAUUUGCCUCUCCCCAAGUUGGCAGUUUCCACUUCCUUCGAGGGCCGAUUGCAACAUUCACGAGGCAAUGGCGGCUUGCGACAGAGUCUGCAGUACCUUGGGCUUGCUUUGUUCGCUUGAUGUGUGCGUUGUGUGCAGCUCCAGCAAUUGGGCGCUGUACUGCACCGUGUCCUGCAGUGUGUCUUCUGACCGCACAGCUACCUGGUGUGUGUACAUGAUUGGGGCUGCAGAAAGAUGAGGGAGUGACUGCAGGUGCACCGAGCAGCCACCCCCUGUGUUUCGGAUCGGACAAGGAGGGCGCACGCUAGUGUCUAGUAUAUUAACGCCCGAUCUCCGGCUUUCAGAGCCAUUGCGCAUGAGCACUUCGGUGGGUGCCGGGACAAUCGCAGCUUGCGACAGAGUCCAUACUACCCUGGCUCGCGUUUUGUCGUCGCGAUUUGUGGGCGGCGGCCGACCAGUAACUGGGCAGGCAAUGAGUCCUGAUUGCCUUUUCAGUUGGCGCUUCCUGUGUUCUUACCGCGCAUCUGCCGGGUGUGCAAAAGUGACCGGGGCAGCAAGAAGAUCAGGGGAGACAGCAGUGCAAUCAAUGAGCAGCCUUGCCCCAUUAUGUGCGGAUCGCUGAAGGAGGGUGGGAGGCGCUUCCGUCGUUGAGACUGAGCUGGCCUUUUUGUGCAAAGUGCCUAGUAACUGCCAAGAAGCCUUGAUUUCGCCUCUGGCCGAAUUCGCAUUUAUGCAGCUGGUCCUUUUUUGACCGAAAGCGUUUUGCAACUGCUGCGAAGACUACAUGUUGCCUCUUGCCAAAGUUGGCAGUUUCCGCCUUCUUUGAGGGGCCGACCGCAGCAUUGACAGGGGCAAUCGCGGCUUAAUUGCGACAGAGCCCUUGUGUGAUUGGUGGGCAUCGGCUGACCAGCAACUGUGCUGGCAUCGGGUCCCGCUGUGUCUUUUCAGCUGGCUUUUUCUGUCUUCUGACUGCACAUCUACCUGGUGUGUACAUUACUGAUCGGGUCUGCAAAAGAUGAGGGGAGUGAUGCCAAGUGCACUGAGCAGCCUCACGCCGUGUCUUCCGAUCCCGAGGCGACUGAGUACUUCGGUUGGAGGCGCUUCUGUGCUUCAGACUGGCUAGCCGGUCCUUUUCUGGCCGAAAGUGCUGUGCAACGGCCAAGAGGUCUUCAUUUUGCCCCUCACCAAGUUGGCAGUUUCUAGUUCCAUUGAGGGGCCAAUCACAGCAUUCACAAGGACAAUUGCUGCUUGCGACAGAGUCCAUAGUACCUUGGCUUGCAUUUUGCUCGUCGUGCGAUUUGUGGGCAGCGGCUGACCAGCAACUGGCCAGGCAACGGGUCCCACAGUGCCUUUUCAGCUGCCACUUCCCGUCUUCUGACCGCACAUCUACGUAUAUGACCGGGGACGCAAAUGAUAUUCUGCUUCUUUUGAGGGGCCGAUCGCAGUAUUCGCAAAGGCGAUCGCAGCUUGCGGCAACUGUUGUGAC
Molecule: messenger RNA, 4073 nt
Organism: Effrenium voratum
Lineage: Eukaryota; Dinophyceae; Suessiales; Symbiodiniaceae
Source: the annotation of a GenBank genome assembly